Molecule: messenger RNA, 2286 nt
Organism: Zingiber officinale
Lineage: Eukaryota; Viridiplantae; Streptophyta; Magnoliopsida; Zingiberales; Zingiberaceae
Product: ATPase family AAA domain-containing protein 3-B-like
Exons: 8
Coding region: 193-2112 (639 amino acids)
Biological process (GO): mitochondrion organization
Cellular component (GO): mitochondrion
Molecular function (GO): ATP hydrolysis activity; zinc ion binding; ATP binding
Source: RefSeq, a predicted model, not a curated record
AGCAGCCUGGAGUCCACAAACCCAUUUCGUGAUAAACCCUAGACCAUGAAGCCGCCAACGUAAACCCUGCCGAGCGUCUUCCUCUCCCGGUCCACAUUCCGUCUGCCUGUUCCGAACGUUCAUAAAUCUCGGCCGCUCUUCUCGCCUUCCAUCCAUCGCCCUCCGCCGCCUCCCUUCGGUCCUCGCCUUCACAUGGCGGGUUUUCGGUCGGCAAUGUUGGCCUCCGCCGUCGCUUCGGCAGCCCUCGCGGUGGAGCAUGCCUACGCCGACGGCGGCUCCUUCAGGUUCCCUCCAUUCUCCAAUCCAUCUCCGCCUGCUCCUCCAGCUUCCGACUCUGCCCGACCUGGUCCGCCGCCUCCGCAUCCGGCUGAGGCCCCGCCGAAGGAGGAGCCUCGUGUUCGUAACGACAAUCCUCGCACUUCUGCCGCGGGUUUCGAUCCGGAGGCCCUGGAGCGGGGGGCCAAGGCCUUGCGGGAGAUCAACAAUUCGUCGCAGGCUAAAAAGGUGUUUGAGUUAUUGAAGAAACAAGAAGAGACAAGGCAAGAAGAGUCGGCGGCAAAGAAGGCAGAGUUUCAGGCCUUGCAAGCUCAGCAUGAAACUGACAGGCAAAGGGUAAUCUAUGAGGAACAGAAAAAGUUAGUCCAACAACAGGCCCAAACAAAGGCUCAAAUGGCUCGAUAUGAAGAUGAAUUAGCAAGAAAGAGAAUGCAGGCAGAGCAUGAGAGUCAAAGGGCAAGAAAUCAAGAGCUUGUGAAAUUGCAAGAAGAAUCAUCAAUUAGACAAGAACAGAUUCGUCGUGCUACAGAGGAACAGAUUCAAGCACAGCGUAGACAGACAGAGCGAGAAAAGGCAGAGAUUGAACGUGAAACUAUCAGAGUGAAAGCAUUGGCAGAAGCUGAAGGAAGAGCACAUGAAGCAAAACUAGCUGAAGAAGUAAACAAAAGAAUGUUGAUAGAACGGGCAAAUGCUGAGAGAGAGAAGUGGAUAUCAGCAAUUAAUACAACCUUUGACCAUAUUGGAGGUGGCUUAAGAGCGAUACUCACCGACCAGAACAAGUUGAUUGUAGCUGUUGGAGGUGUAACUGCUCUUGCUGCGGGGGUUUACACAACAAGAGAAGGUGCAAGAGUUGUCUGGGGAUAUGUUGACCGAAUCUUGGGUCAACCAUCACUAAUCAGAGAGUCAUCCCGAGGAAAAUACCCCUGGUCUGGUUUUUUCUCUCGGGUUGUUAGCUCUGCAUCAAACAAAUUGAAAGGGAAAGAUUCAGGAAAGAAGGGACAUGGUUUAGGUGAUGUAAUUCUCCAUCCAUCCCUCCAAAAAAGAAUCGAACAACUUGCCAAUGCAACUGCAAACACAAAGACUCAUCAGGCUCCAUUUCGUAACAUGCUCUUUUAUGGCCCCCCUGGUACAGGAAAGACUAUGGCCGCACGAGAAUUAUCUCAAAAAUCUGGCCUAGAUUAUGCAUUGAUGACUGGAGGUGACGUUGCACCAUUGGGUUCACAAGCCGUGACCAAAAUACAUCAAUUGUUUGAUUGGGCCAAGAAAUCCAAAAGAGGUUUGCUUCUUUUCAUCGAUGAGGCGGAUGCAUUCCUGUGUGAGCGCAAUAAGACCUACAUGAGUGAAGCCCAAAGGAGUGCUCUUAAUGCUCUCCUUUUCCGCACUGGGGACCAAUCGAAGGACAUUGUGCUUGUCCUAGCCACCAACCGACCUGGCGAUCUUGACUCUGCUGUUGCAGAUCGCAUUGAUGAGGUACUUGAAUUCCCAUUGCCCGGGGAAGAAGAGCGAUGCAAAUUGCUCAAGUUGUAUCUGGACAAAUAUAUUGCCAAGGCUGGGCAGAGCAAGUCUGGUUGGUUUAGUUUAUUCCGGCCACAACAGGAGAAAAUAGUCAUCAAAGGCAUAUCAGACGAGGUGAUUCGAGAAGCUGCUGCCAAGAUUGAAGGAUUUUCUGGUAGGGAAAUUGCGAAGCUGAUGGCCAGUGUUCAGGCCGCUGUCUAUGGAAGCAAAGAGUGCGAAUUGAAUUCUGAGUUGUUUCGGGAGGUUGUGGAUUAUAAAGUUGCAGAACAUCAGCAGAGGAGAAAGCUUGCUGGUUCCGAGACUCUUGGGAAAAGCAUGUAAUGCUUUAGGUGGCUUUCUGCCUACUGUAUCUUGUAUUUCUCUGCUAUUUUUCAUAAUUUUUUUUAUAGAUGCUGAGGUGUUGCUCUAUCCUCGAUACUGCCUGCUAUUCAUCAUAAUGUAGUUUACCUGUGGGGAUUUUAAUGAGAUUUUUCCCAGAAGGCAUGAUAAUUCGUA